AUGGCGGAACAAAAGAAGUGGGAAGGUACAGUUUCAACAAUCCUAGAAAAUGUAAACGCAGACCAAAUAUGGCCUUUUUGGAAAGACUUUUUUAGCGUCCACAAAUGGUUUCCCGGCAACACCACUUGCGAGGGCAUCCACGGCAACAACGGCGAGGCCGGGUGCAUCCGCUACUGCGGCGAUUUACCUGUGCCGGCCGUAGACGGUGCGGCCUCGAGCUGGACUAAAGAGAGGUUGAUAGCCAUUGAUCAUAAUGAAAAGAGUUUUAGCUAUGAGAUAUUAGAUUGUAAUAUUGGUGUCAAGUCGUAUGUUGCAAAUGUGAAGAUUUAUCCCGUGGUGGCCGGAGAGAAUGGUGGCGGAUGUCGGACAGAGUGGCGGUUUACUGUGGAUCCGGUGGAAGGCUGGAGUUUGGAAGAUACGGUGAGAAAUUACGAAGUAUGGUUGAAGAUUAUGGUUAAGAAUAUGGAGGCAGCCGUACCCAAAUAA
Molecule: messenger RNA, 486 nt
Organism: Fraxinus pennsylvanica
Lineage: Eukaryota; Viridiplantae; Streptophyta; Magnoliopsida; Lamiales; Oleaceae
Source: the annotation of a GenBank genome assembly